This is a messenger RNA of Dictyostelium purpureum, 1326 nucleotides long. RefSeq lists its product as uncharacterized. The coding region runs from base 1 to 1326 and encodes 441 amino acids. The record is from RefSeq and is a predicted model, not a curated record. The transcript is spliced from 3 exons. NCBI's taxonomy places the organism in Eukaryota, Evosea, Eumycetozoa, Dictyosteliales, Dictyosteliaceae.
AUGAAAAUUAUAAUUUCAGUUUUAAUUUUAUUUAUUUGUUUUAAUCAAAUUGUUUUAUCAGAUUAUACAUAUUUUAAAGUCCAAACAACAACUUGUAAAGAUAGAGUUGUUGAAGUUGAUGGUUGCUCUAAAAACUCUGCUGGAGGAUGUGCUGAUUCUAUUAAAAUUGCUGCCAAAGAUGAUGAUGAUCACUUCUCUUUAUCAUUAUACUCAAAUGACGGUGCAUGUUCAUCAGAUGAUGCAUACUCUACCUUUGACUUUACAUGUCUCCAAGAAGGUGUUGCUCUUAAUGUUUCUGACUAUAAUGUAACUUGCUAUACAUCUGAUCCAAACAUUCCAAAAUAUAGUUUCUUUAAAGUUGAAAAACAUCUUUGUAACGAAAGAAGGGAUAUGGAAUUGGAUUCUUGUUUAUCUGUUAGCACUGCUGAAAUUCCAAAUUGUAAUGGCUCUGUUAAUUUUUCAUUUGGUACUACUUACAAUUUUAAUGUUUUCACAAAUGAUGAUUGCGGAGGUGCUCCAUUUAGAGUCGGUCCAUUUAAUUGUGCUGGUGAAGGUGAACAAAUCCAAGCUAGAGGUUUUGUAGUUACUUGCUAUUCUGAAGAUUACUUAUCAUCAUCUUCCAAACUAUCAAUUACCCUAUAUGUAUUAUUAUCUACUUUCAAUAAAGUUGUUUUAUCAGCAUCAAAUUAUAAUUAUUUUAAUAUUCAAAACAGCAAAUGCGAAUUUAAACAAGUUUCAACACUCGGAGAUUGUUCAGAAGUUACUAGCGAAAUUGAAGGAUGCACAGCUAAUUCAGUAGAGGUUGUUUAUUAUGGUGAAAAUAGUUUUACUUUAGAAACAUUCUCUGACAAAACAUGCUCACCAAAAGCUUUAUCAUCUGUUAAUUUUACAUGCACUGAAGAAGGAACACCACAAACUGUUGGUGACUAUACAUUCACAUGCUUUGCUGAAGAUCCAAGAGUUCCAAAAUAUAAUUAUUUUUCAGUUUUACAAAAUCGUUGUGAUGAUGGCGAGACUGCUAUGGCAUUAAGCUCUUGCUAUUUUAUUAACAAUACCAACAAACCACAAUGUACCGGUUCUGUAGAUAUCCAACAUUCUUUUGGAAACACAUUUAAUUUCGAUGUCUAUACCAAUAACAAUUGCUCAGGCACUCCAUUUAGAGUUGGUCCAUUUAAUUGCACUGGUAAUGGUGAAACCGUAGCCUCCAACAACUUUAAUGUCACCUGUUAUUUAGAUGAUCCAAAUUAUGACUCUUCCUCAUCCUUAUCUGUUUCCAUUAUCUUUAAUUUAUUUUUAUUAUUUUCUUUAAUUUUAUUUUUUAAUUAA